AAGCACUUUCAAAGUUUACGAAACGGUGUAUAUUUUACAUAUAUUUUUACAUGAAUCGCCUUGACGUUUAGAUAUUUGUGUUGUGCCAUGUGUCUACUACAGAGUCUAUAUUUAGUUGUUGUCAUGUGUCGCUCUGGUCAGCUGGGAUCCAGCAGCAGGGCACGCCUCUGGGCUGAAUGGGAGUGCGCCGUGCGUAAAGUCCCAACUGCAGCGGAUCCAAACUUUUUUUUUUAAGAAAAAAAAACCUCACUUCGCGGCACUUAACGAGUAACCAGUCUGUAACCAUUACUGAGUCGUUUUUUAAAGUCGAUUAAAUGCAGCGAUGACCCGAGAAGAAGACCUCAUCCGGAUUGCAAAGAAACUGGACAAGAUGGUGUCUAGAAAUAACACGGAGGGAGCCAUGGACCUGCUGAGAGAACUGAAAGGUUUCAAUAUGACACUCAAACUUCUCCAGGAAACGAGGAUUGGCAUGUCUGUUAACGGUAUCAGGAAGCACUGCACAGAUGAGGAAGUCAUUGCUUUGGCAAAGGUCCUCAUUAAAGACUGGAAAAGACUUCUGGACUCUAGGCAUUCUCACUCUGAGAAACCGGCUGAAAUGAAGAAUGGGCUGGACUCCGGCAAAACAGCAUCAGCGUCUCCGAACCGCUCUCCCUCCGAGACACGCAGCAGUCACAGGAGACUGGAUGUCAAACCGAAACAUGACUCAGAUCCUGACAAAACACAGUCUGAUAACAGCAGAAAAGAGAAACAUAACGACGAGGACAAAAACAAAAAGAGACCCACGGAUGACCUUGGGGAUGAAAAGCGCCCGGAGGAGCCCCAAAGUGAGCAACAUCCGCAAGAAAUCAGAAAAGAAAAGCAUUUGGAAGAACCCAAAAAACAAAGAGCCUUGGAGGAUCCCCAAUUGGAGAUAGAUAACAAGAAACAGAAGCAUGUACAAGACCUGCAGAGUGAAAGACACAAGCCAGAGCUGAGGAAAGAAAGGCCCUUAGAGGAACUGAAAAAGAUGAGACAUGUGGAAGAACUCAAAAAGGAAAAACAUCCCGAGGAGCCCAAGAAGCACAGCUACGGAGAUGAGGCCAAGAAGGACAAGCACAAAGAAGAAAGCAGACAUGAGAGGCCGGUAAACGCACCGCAACGAGAGAGGCCGCAGAGUGAACCCCAGAAAGAGAGACCGGCUGAUGUUCACAAGCCAAUAUUUGAAAGGAGAGGAGUCUUGGACAGCAGCAUUCUGUAUCCCACCCGGUUCCCCUCUCCUCCUCGACCCGCUCGGCCCCCUCUCCCGAUCAAACGCCCCUCUCUGGACGUGAAGAAAGACAGGGUACCUGCUGUGCAUGGUGCAUGCUGUGAUGGCUCAGUAAGGAAGGAUUGUAGAGACUCUUCCUCCCAACAUCCUCGUACCCACGCAGCCCGACCAGCCUCUCCUCCGGCUAAGCAGCACCGGCCGUCACUGGAAGUAAAGAAGGAGAGCAUGAGGAAAGUUCCGCCAGACCCAAAUGCUCCAAUAGCUCCUCUCCCUCUUCACCUUCAUCCUCCUCCGCCAAGAAAAGAGCCUCCUGACCCCAACGCCCCCCUCCCGCCGCUCCCUCUCCACCUCCACCCCCCGCCGCCUCCUCCAAAGCGUCUCUCGCAGGACGGGAAAAAGGAGAAAGAGAGCAGGAAGGAGUCACUGGACUCGAAACCGUCUUCACAGAAGAAGACGUCAGAUCAUGUGAAGAAAGACAGGAAAGACUCGUCAGAUAGCAAAGUGUCUAACAAACACUCCGAUGAAGCCAAGAGAGAAAGGAAAGAUUCCUCUGACUCUAAACCGCCACCUCCCAAAAAGCCCAGUUUGGAUGUCAAAAAAGAAAAACACAGGAAGGACUCCUGCGACUCAAAGCCUGGUCAGCCUGUUAAACGUCAUUCAACUGACUCCAAAGUUGACAGACGGGAAUCCACUGAUUCAAAGAAAAGCAGCUUGCUACCAGCAAAGAAGCUAACAGGUGAAAGGAGAGACUCUCAGGGCUCUAAGACCUUGCAGCCUGGACCUCCACAGAGGAAGCCCUCGACUGAUAGCAUUGAAAGAAAGGGAAAGAUUGACACCCCCAAAACUCCCACCACCCCAACCAGCCCCAUGUCGCCUGGCUUCAGUUCUGCCGGCGGGCCACUGUCCCCUCACCUGGCUACUGGAGACUCCAUCAGGGACAAGUGCAUUGAGAUGCUGGCAGCUGCCCUGCGCACAGACAACGACUACAGAGAUUUCGGAGCUAACUGCGACAGCAUGGCGGCAGAGAUUGAAGAUCAUAUCUACCAGGAGAUAAAGGCCACUGACAUGAAAUAUAAGAACAGAGUCCGCAGCCGCAUCAGCAACUUGAAGGAUCCCAAGAACCCUGGGCUUCGCAGAAAUGUACUGGCGGGGAGCAUUGAGUUGAGCCGCAUUGCCACCAUGUCUGCUGAGGAAAUGGCCAGCGAUGAGCUGAAACAGCUGAGGAACGUUCUCACCCAGGAGGCCAUCAGGGAGCACCAGAUGGCCAAGACUGGUGGCACCACCACUGACCUGCUGCAGUGCGGCAAGUGCAAGAAGAAGAACUGCACCUACAACCAGGUGCAGACACGCAGUGCUGAUGAGCCGAUGACCACAUUUGUCCUGUGUAAUGAAUGUGGUAACCGCUGGAAGUUCUGCUGAUGAAUUCCAGGUGAAACCACGUUGUUUUUUCUUGUUGUUUUUCUGAGCAUAAUGAACAGCAUCUUUUCUAUGAUGGGUGGGAGGGAAGUUUAUAAAUUAUUGCAGCUAAUGAUUUUAAAAACAGUAGUAUUCUUACAAUUUUUACUUGAAAUUUUUGAGAUUGAUAAGCAUGUGCUAAUAAUCAGGUUUUGCUUUAUGUGGAUUUGAAGACUGAGCAUGAAUGUCAGUUUGAUGACUGAGUCAUUAAAUCAACCCAGCUGGAAGACGUUAAUGACGAUCAUGUUGUUACAAUGGAAAGACGACCAUAAUACAGUUAAUAUGCUAUGUCAUAUCACAGCUGUUCACUUUGUAUAUAUCGAGUUCCAAUAAACUGCAUAAAUCAUUA
This is a messenger RNA of Lates calcarifer (barramundi perch), 3050 nucleotides long. It is a transcript of the gene tcea3, whose product is annotated as transcription elongation factor A (SII), 3. Lineage: Eukaryota; Metazoa; Chordata; Actinopteri; Centropomidae. Gene Ontology annotation, biological process: DNA-templated transcription; transcription elongation by RNA polymerase II. The transcript is spliced from 22 exons. Bases 323 to 2665 code for a protein of 780 amino acids. Gene Ontology annotation, molecular function: nucleic acid binding; zinc ion binding. The record is from RefSeq and is a predicted model, not a curated record. Gene Ontology annotation, cellular component: nucleus.